AUGUCGGACCGGAGCGCCCCGGGCUGCCGGCUCAGACUGGACUGGGUCUACGGGUACCGGGGCCACCAGUGCCGGAAUAACCUGUACUACACGGCCGGGAAGGAGGUGGUUUACUUCGUGGCCGGAGUCGGAGUCGUUUACAACACCAGGGAGCACAGCCAGAGGUUCUACCUGGGCCACAACGACGACAUCAUCAGCCUGGCGCUGCACCCGGAGCGCUCCCUGGUGGCCACCGGUCAGGUCGGCAAGGACCCGUACGUCUGCGUCUGGGACUCGUUCACCGUCCAGACCGUCUCCCUGCUGCGCGACGGACACACACACGGCAUCGCCUGCCUGGCCUUCAGCGCCGACGGACAGCGCUUGGCGUCGGUCGGCCUGGACGCCAAGAACACCGUCUGCAUCUGGGAGUGGAAACGAGGGAAGGUCCUGGCCACGGCCACCGGACACUCGGACAGGAUCUUCGACAUCUGCUGGGACCCGUUUCAGCAGAACCGGCUGGUGAGCUGCGGAGUCAAACACAUCAAGUUCUGGUCUCUGUGUGGAAACGCUCUCACGCCGAAGCGAGGCAUCUUCGGCAAGACGGGCGACCUGCAGACCAUCCUGUGCAUCGCGUCGGCCAAAGACGACGUCACGUACUCGGGCGCGCUCAACGGAGACAUCUACGUCUGGAAGGGCCUCAACCUGAUACGAACGGUUCAGUCGGCCCACGGGGCCGGGAUCUUCAGCAUGUAUUCCUGUGAGGAGGGUUUCGCCACCGGAGGCAGAGACGGCUGCAUACGACUCUGGGACGUCGACUUCAAGCCGAUCACCAAGAUCGACCUGCGGGAGGCCGAGCAGGGAUACAAAGGUUUGUCUAUUCGCAGCGUUUGCUGGCGAGCCGACCGGAUUCUGGCGGGAACUCAGGACAGCGAGAUCUUUGAGGUGAUGGUCAGGGACCGGGACAAGCCGCUGCUCAUCAUGCAGGGACACAGCGAGGGCGAGCUCUGGGCGCUGGACGUUCACCCCAAGAAGCCUCUGGCCGUCACCGGCAGCGACGACCGCUCCGUCAGGCUGUGGAGUCUGGUGGACCACGCCCUCAUCGCUCGCUGCAACAUGGAGGAGGCGGUCCGCAGCGUGGCCUUCAGCGUGGACGGGUCCCAGCUGGCUCUGGGCAUGAAGGACGGGUCCUUCACCGUGCUGAGAGUCCGGGACAUGACGGAGGUGGUCCACAUCAAGGACCGGAAGGAGGUCAUCCACGAGAUGAAGUUCUCUCCAGACGGAGCGUAUCUGGCCGUGGGCUCCAACGACGGGCUGGUGGACGUCUACGCCGUGGCCCAGAGAUACAAGAAGCCGGUGGUCAGUAAGGAGGAGGUCAAAGGUCAGCGCUGGGCGUCCUGGAGCGGCGUCCUGGGCUCUGAGGUCAGCGGCAUCUGGCCCAAGUACUGCGACCUGACGGAGAUCAACGCCGUGGACGCCAACCACGCCGCCGCCGUGCUGGUCGCCGGGGACGACCUGGGCCUGGUGAAGCUGUACCGCUUCCCCUGCAUCAGGAAAGGAGCCAAGUUCAAGAAGUACAUCGGACACUCGGCCCACGUCACCAACGUCCGCUGGUCGCACGACCUGCAGUGGGUUCUGACCACCGGCGGCGCCGACCACGCCCUCUUCCAGUGGAGGUUCCUGCCGGAGUCGGUGAUGAACGGAGGUCUGGACGUCAACGUGCAAGACGGCCACGGCGACUCCAACAGCGAGGAGUCGGACAGCGACGUGUCCGACGUGCCGGAGCUCGACUCCGACAUCGAGCAGGAGACUCAGAUCAACUACGACCGGCAGGUGUAUAAGGAGGACCUGCCUCAGCUACGACAGCAGAGCAGAGAGAAGAAGCAGCAGGUGGGAUCUCUGAAGAGGCAGAAAGGACCAGACCAGGGCCUCCGACUGCAGUUUGUUCACGGGUACCGCGGCUACGACUGCAGGAACAACCUGUUCUACACUCAGGGCGGCGAGGUGCUGUACCACGUGGCGGCGGUGGGCGUGGUCUACAACCGGCAGCUGCACAGCCAGCGCUUCUACCUCGGCCACGACGACGACAUCCUGAGCCUCAGCAUCCACCCGCUGAAGGACUACGCUGCUACGGGGCAGGUGGGCAGGGAUCCGGCCAUCCAUGUGUGGGACAUCCAGACUCUCAAGUGUCUGUCGUUGCUGAAGGGGUUUCAUCAGAGGGGAGUGUGUGCGCUGGACUUCUCAGCUGAUGGGAAAAGUUUGGUUUCUGUGGGAAUCGAUGACGGACAUUCGAUUGUCGUCUGGGACUGGAAGAGAGGAGAGAAGCUCGCUACUGCCCGGGGUCACAAGGAGAAGAUGUUUGUGGUGAAGUGUAACCCCCUCCUGAUGGACAAACUGGUCACUGUGGGAAUCAAACACAUCAAGUUCUGGCAGCACGCAGGUGGCGGUCUGACCUUCAGGCGUGGUGCGUUCAGGAGCGUCGGCCGGCCGGAGACCAUGAUGUCGGUGUGUUACGGUCGCAGCGAGGCGCUGGUGUUUUCCGGCGCCGCCACCGGAGACGUUUACAUCUGGAAGGAACCGCUGCUGCUGAAAACGGUGAAGGCCCACGACGGGCCGGUGUUCGCCAUGUUCUCCCUGGACAAGGGCUUCGUGACCGGAGGGAAGGACGGCGUUGUGGAGCUGUGGGACGACAUGUUCGACCGCUGCCUGAAGACCUACGCCAUCAAGAGGGCAGCGCUGUCUCCGGGCUCUAAAGACCACAGAUGCUUUUGCAGCAGUGACCUCUCCUUUGGUCACAUGGAGGGUGAGGUUUGGGGUUUGGCGCCUCACCCCCUGCUGCCCGUCUGCGCCACCGUCAGCGACGACAAAACGCUGCGACUCUGGGAGACGUCGGCGAAUCACCGCAUGGUGGCCGUUCGCAAGCUGAAGAGAGGCGGUCGCUGCUGCGCCUUCUCCCCCGACGGUAAGGCGCUGGCGGUCGGCCUGAGCGACGGCGGCGUGCUGGUGGUGAACGCCGACACUCUGGAGGAUCUGCUGAGCUUCCACCAUCGCCGGGACGCCAUCUCUGACAUCCGCUUCACCCCGGACUCAGGUAAAUACCUGGCCGUGGCGUCGCACGACAGCUUCGUGGACAUCUACAACGUUUUGAGCAGCAAGAGGGUCGGGAUCUGCAAAGGGGCGUCCAGCUACAUCACCCACAUCGACUGGGACGCCCGAGGUAAACUGCUGCAGGUGAACACUGGAGCCAAAGAGCAACUUUUCUUCGAAGCCCCGAGAGGAAAAAGACAAACCAUCAGAAACUCUGAGCUGGAGCGGGUCGACUGGUCCAGCUGGACCUGCGUUCUGGGUUCCAGCUGUGAGGGAAUCUGGCCGACGCACAGCGACAUCACCGACGUCAACGCCACCACGCUCACCAGAGACCGAACGCUGCUCGCCACCGGAGACGACUUUGGCUUCCUCAAACUGUUCGGAUACCCCGUCAGAGGUCAGUACGCUCGCUUCAAGCGCUACGUGGGCCACAGCGCUCAGGUGACCAACGUCCGCUGGGCCCAGGACGACUCCACGCUGCUGACGGUGGGCGGGGCCGACACCGCCCUCAUGAUCUGGGCCCGGGAGCGAGGGGGCGGAGCCAGCGGCGAGGGGGAGGGGUCUUUGUUCAGAGACAACCGGCCACCUGUGGACAGCGAGGAGUCGGACGACGACAUCGAGGAGGACGGAGGCUACGACAGCGACGUCGCCCGAGAGAAGACGGUGGACUACACCACCAAGAUGUACGCCGUCAGCAUCCGAGAGAUGAGAGGAACCAAACCUCACCAGCAGCUGAAGGAGCUGUCUGCCGAGGAGAGGCAGGGCAUUGUCAAGGGAUCCAGGCCUCCAGUGAGUCGAGCGACGCCACAGCCUGAGAAACUCCAGAAGAACAACGUGUCCAAGAAGAAGAGGCUGGUCGAGGACCUGAUAUUGGACCACGUGUUUGGUUUCCGAGGCUUCGACUGUCGGAACAACCUGCACUACCUCAACGACGGCGCCGAGAUCGUCUACCACACCGCCGCCACCGCCAUCGUCCACAGCCUCAGCACCGGAACCCAGAGCUUCUACCUGGAGCACACCGACGACAUCCUGAGUCUGACCGUCAACCAGCACCCCAAGUACAAGAACAUCAUCGCCACCGGACAGAUCGGUACGUCGUCCGCCGCCGUCCGUACGACUCCGUCCAUCCACGUCUGGGACGCGAUGAGCAAACAGACGCUGUCCAUCCUCCGCUGCCCGCACACCAAAGGCGUCAGCUACGUGAACUUCAGCGCCACCGGGAAGCUGCUGCUGUCGGUCGGAGUCGAGCCUGAACACACCAUCACCGUGUGGCGCUGGCAGGAAGGAUCCAGAGUCUGCAGCAAAGCCGGACAUCCCGACCGGAUCUUCGUGGUGGAGUUUCGUCCCGACUCGGACUCUCAGUUCGUGUCGGUGGGAAUCAAACACGUGAAGUUCUGGACGCUGGCCGGCGGCUCGCUGAUGUACAAGAAGGGCGUGGUGGGAACGGUGGAGGACGGCCGCAUGCAGACCAUGCUGUCGGUCGCCUUCGGAGCGAACAACCUGACGUUCACGGGCGCCAUCAACGGCGACGUGUACGUGUGGCGAGAUCACUUCCUGCUGAGGGUGGUGGCGAAGGCUCACACCGGCCCGGUGUUCACCAUGUACACCACGCUGAGGGACGGGCUCAUCGUCACCGGCGGCAAGGAGAGGCCGACCAAGGAAGGCGGAGCGGUGAAGCUCUGGGAUCAGGAGAUGAAGCGAUGUCGGGCCUUCCAGCUGGAGACGGGCCAGCAGGUCGAGUGUGUCCGAUCCGUCUGCAGGGGGAAGGGUAAGAUCCUGGUGGGGACGAAGGACGGCGAGAUCAUCGAGGUCGGGGAGAAGAACGCCGCCUCCAACCUGCUGCUGGACAGCCACGCCCGGGGAGGGAUCUGGGGUCUGACGGCUCAUCCGGCCAAAGAGGUCUGCAUCACGGCCAGCGACGACGCCACCAUCAGGCUGUGGGACCUCACGGACAAGAAACUGCUGAACAAAGUGUGUGUGGGUCACGCCGCUCGCUGUGUGAGCUACAGCGCAGACGGGGAGAUGCUGGCGGUCGGGAUGAAGAACGGCGAGUUCCUCCUCCUCCUCGCCAACUCGCUCAAGAUGUGGGCGAAGAAACGAGAUCGCAGCGCCGCCGUCCAGGACCUCCGGUUCAGUCCGGACCGGCGGCUGUUGGCGGUGGGUUCUGUGGAGAACACGGUGGACGUGUACGACGUGAGCGGAGGACCGAGUCUGAACCGACUCGUUUACUGCAGCGACAUUCCUGCUUUCAUCCUGCAGCUCGACUUCUCUGCUGACAGCUGCUACAUACAGGUGUCCACAGGAGCCUACAAGCGGCAGGUGUUUGAGGUUCCUUCAGGGAAGCUGGUGAGCGACCAGACGGCCAUCGACAGGAUCACCUGGGCGACGUGGACCAGCAUCCUGGGAGACGAAGUUUUGGGUAUUUGGCCGCGAAACGCCGACAAAGCCGACGUGAACUGUGCCUGUGUGUCUCACGCCGGCAUGAACAUCGUCACCGGCGACGACUUCGGAUUGGUCAAACUGUUCGACUUCCCCUGCACAGACAAGUUUGCCAAACACAAGCGCUACCUCGGCCACUCGGCUCACGUGACCAACAUCCGCUUCUCCCACGACGACAAAUACGUGAUCAGCACAGGAGGAGACGACUGCAGCGUGUUUGUGUGGAAAUGUCUGUAAACGGAUCCAAAGCGCCUUAACAGCACCACAAGUGGAUCCGGAGGGCGUC
This is a messenger RNA of Stegastes partitus (bicolor damselfish), 5788 nucleotides long. RefSeq names its product echinoderm microtubule-associated protein-like 6. Gene Ontology annotation, molecular function: microtubule binding. The transcript is spliced from 44 exons. The coding region runs from base 1 to 5739 and encodes 1912 amino acids. The record is from RefSeq and is a predicted model, not a curated record. NCBI's taxonomy places the organism in Eukaryota, Metazoa, Chordata, Actinopteri, Pomacentridae.